Messenger RNA from Phaeoacremonium minimum UCRPA7, 1419 nucleotides. RefSeq names its product putative d-3-phosphoglycerate dehydrogenase protein. The transcript has 3 exons. The record is from RefSeq and is a predicted model, not a curated record. NCBI's taxonomy places the organism in Eukaryota, Fungi, Ascomycota, Sordariomycetes, Togniniales, Togniniaceae. Gene Ontology annotation, molecular function: NAD binding; oxidoreductase activity, acting on the CH-OH group of donors, NAD or NADP as acceptor. The coding region runs from base 1 to 1419 and encodes 472 amino acids.
AUGGCUUCCAAAGCACAGGAUAUUGCUAUCCCUCGCCAGCAGAGGACCGUGUCUCACAGCCUCAGCAUCUCCCCCACUGCAACUUUUCACUCCCCGCCGUCCAGCUUCACCCAGAGCUUCAGUGGAGGAAUUGUACGGAGAACAACAGCUCCGAGGAAGGAGCUCAAGCCCUUUGACACUCAGAACAUCAAGAUUCUCCUUCUAGAGAACGUCAAUCAGAGCGGCCGCGACAUUCUCACGGGCCAGGGCUACCAGGUUGAGGCACUCAAGACCUCUCUGCCAAAGGACCAGCUCAUCGAGAAGAUCCGCGAUGUGCACGUCAUUGGCAUUCGUUCCAAGACAAAGCUGACGGAGGAGGUCCUGCGUGAGGCCAAGAACCUGCUGGUCAUCGGAUGCUUCUGCAUUGGCACCAACCAGGUGGACCUGGAUUAUGCUGCCAAGCAUGGCAUCGCCGUUUUCAACUCACCCUUUGCCAACUCUCGCAGCGUUGCUGAGCUGAUCAUCGCCUGGAUCAUCACGCUCGCGCGCCAGAUGGGAGAUCGCUCCCUGGAGAUGCAUCGUGGCACCUGGAACAAGGUGAGUUCCAAGUGCUGGGAGAUCAGAGGCAAGACGCUUGGUAUUGUCGGUUAUGGCCACAUCGGCUCUCAAUUGUCCGUCCUUGCGGAGGCGAUGGGCAUGAACGUCAUCUACUAUGAUGUGGUAACUCUCAUGGGCCUGGGCACGGCAAGACAGGUGCCCACUCUGGAUGCUCUCCUGGAAGAGGCAGACUUUGUCACUCUGCACGUUCCCGAGACGCCCGAGACCAAGAACAUGAUCUCAGCUCGUCAGCUGGAGCUGAUGAAGGACGGCUCCUACCUGCUUAACGCCAGCCGUGGCACCGUGGUUGACAUUCCGGCCCUCAUCAACGCCAUGAGAAAUGGUAAGAUUGCCGGCGCUGCGCUUGAUGUCUACCCUAACGAGCCGGCUGCCAACGGCGACUACUUCACCAGCGAGCUCAACCAGUGGGGCGAUGAUCUCCGCCAGCUGAAGAACAUCAUUCUCACUCCUCACAUCGGAGGCAGCACAGAGGAGGCCCAGCGAGCCAUUGGUGUGGAGGUCGGCGAGGCUCUCGUCCGCUACAUCAACCAGGGCCUCACCCUCGGCAGCGUGAACCUGCCCGAGGUCAACCUGCGCUCACUGACGCUGGACGAGCCCAACCACGCGCGCGUCAUCUACAUCCAUCAGAACGUGCCGGGCGUGCUGCGCAAGGUCAAUGAGAUCCUGGGCAACCACAACGUCGACAAGCAGAUCAGCGACAGCAAGGGCGACAUUGCGUAUCUGAUGGCCGACGUCAGCGACGUCAAGGAGUCGGACAUCAACGACAUUGCGGGCAGCCUGGACGGCCUGAGCUCCAAGAUCUUGACGCGCAUCCUCUUCUAG